Molecule: messenger RNA, 1260 nt
Organism: Naegleria lovaniensis
Lineage: Eukaryota; Heterolobosea; Eutetramitea; Acrasida; Naegleriidae
Exons: 1
Coding region: 1-1260 (419 amino acids)
Biological process (GO): ceramide biosynthetic process
Cellular component (GO): membrane; endoplasmic reticulum
Molecular function (GO): sphingosine N-acyltransferase activity
Source: RefSeq, a predicted model, not a curated record
AUGGAAUCAUCAGCGGACAAUCAAUUCAUGAUCACUUCAACAACGACUGCAAAUCAAGGCUUGCAAGACUUGUUGAAUUUAUCUUCCUCCUACGAGGCUUCAUCAUCAUGGCCCUCGCCAUCAGCUGAUGCCUCCUCUUCCUUUCUAACUCCUAACGAAACAAAACACGCCAUCUUUUACCACAUCAUUGAUCAUGUCUUUGGGAUUCAAGGCUCUAACAACAAUCAUAGCUACUCGUAUUCUCGUUGGAAUCAAAAUAUCACUCGCGGACCUCCACACAGUUUUCCCUUAAUUUUGGGCAGUGAAGAGGCAACUCCUCUCUCAUGGAGAAGAAUUGGAUGGACGCUUGAAGACUCGUGCAUUGUUCUGUUUGCAGCUCUCGUUUUAUUUUUGUUAAGGUUUGCACUCAACAAGAGUAGCCUGAAGAACUUUUUGUGCCAAUAUUUGAGUGCUAGCUCUCUGGCUCGCUUGAAAACCUCUGCAAAUCCUGAAACAUUUAUGAAAAAGUUACAACAACGUGUGAUGGAAAAUGUUUGGUUUUCAUUGUACUAUAGUGCUUCUGCCAUCUUUGGAAUUAUCAUUCUGUAUGAUGCUCCUUGGUUUUGGGAUUUGUCACAUCUUGUGAUGGGCUACCCAGAAGAGCAAACAGGUUAUGAAAUUUCCAGCUUUGCAAGACUGUACUUGUUAUUGGGAGCCGCUUUCUAUUUUCAAGCUCUCUUUUCUUUACUUUUCAUUGAUGAGAGAAUGAAAGAUUUUGUGGAAAUGCUGAUUCACCAUAUUGUCACCAUUGUAUUGAUUGUUUGGUGCGUCAUUUCAUAUUAUCAUCGAAUUGGAACUCUUGUCUUGCUGUUGCAUGACGUUGUGGAUGUAUUUUUAUAUAUUGCCAAAACUUUGAACCAUCUCAAAUUUGAGAGAACUUGUGAAACAGUGUUCGUGGGUUUUGUAUUGAGCUUUUUUGUACUCAGAUUGAUCUAUCUGCCCUAUCUCAUCAUUCAUUCCUUGUUUUACACUUUCAAUAGUUGGGACUAUCCUCAAAGAUACUAUGUGUUCCGAUAUGUCACUAAUGUGCAUGAUUAUUUUGAAAUUUCUAGUUACGGAGCUUGUUGUCUCAAAUAUUGUGUGAGCAGUUUUUGGUCCUUAAUUGCACUGUUGGUAGUACUCGUGUUGCUUCACAUCUUUUGGUUCUCCCUUGUGACCAAGAUGAUUGUGAAUAUUGUAAGUGGAAAAGGAAAGCAAGACAUUAGAGAAAAUGAUGAUUAA